This is a messenger RNA of Didymodactylos carnosus, 1160 nucleotides long. The record is from the annotation of a GenBank genome assembly. NCBI's taxonomy places the organism in Eukaryota, Metazoa, Rotifera, Eurotatoria, Philodinida, Philodinidae.
CACCAACACGAAUUGGUAGAUCAACAGCAACCGUUGAAAAACAAAAUAUGUCAACAAAUCCGAAUAAUGAAACAAUAGUUCUUGUCAGUAAUCUGCAACCGACAGUGACAGAAGUCGAUGUUAUGGAAUUAUUUAGUCAAGCCGGUGAUAUAAGUCAAAUAAGCGUAUUAAAUCGUGGAUGUAUUCAAGUUUUUUAUAAGAAUCGUGAACAUGCUGAGCAAGCAUGUGCUAAAUAUCAUAAUCGUUUAUUAGAUGGUCAAUUUAUGUAUGUUAGUGUACAACAACCAGAUACUGAAUUAGUUCCAUUAUUAUCAACAAAAACAGCGUCGACAAAUAUUGGAUCAUCUUUAGCAGCGACAACGGCUUCUCAAUCGGCGACAAUGACUACGACGAUGAUCAAUAAGCAUGCACAAGGACAAUCACAACAAAAAGACAAUGGUGUCUUAUUGACAAAGAACUUAAUCGAACAAAAAAAAAUUCGAUUUUUCAGUAUAUCAUGUUUAAAAUAUUCCGCAAAUCAAUCAGCUGUCAAAACCACAGAUUCUUCAGUUGGCGAAAAUGAGAAAAACGAAAAAGUAUUGAUUCCAACCCCAUCACCAUCAUCGUUUGUUCCACAAUAUGAUCCAUAUUUACCCGAGCCAACUGGUAUCAAGUCAUCGAUUUUUGAAGAUUUUUAUCUUAUUUAUCGUUUUCCAUAUCAGGUACAAUUACGACAAAUACAAUUUAUUAAAUUAGGACAAUGUUUUGGAUUAGCAGUAUUUUUACCUUAUUAUACAUAUGCUUAUUAUCUCGGCACAGUAACAACAUUUAAUUUUUAUCUUGGACUAGGUAUAGUUGGGAUGUCACUUGUAUCCUUAUUUUCAUUUGGCUAUUUUGCCACUCGACUAAUCUGUUAUUUAUAUACAACGCCGUUGUGUGAACGUGUUAUUAUUACAUAUGUUGACUUUUUCGGUAGACGAACAGAUAUGGAAAUACCUACCAUUGAUAUUGUGCCAAUCAAUGAAAUUGAAACACCAGAUCGAUUUUUUUUACCGUUUAAAAGAUAUUCAUUACAAGGUAUAAUGUAUUAUUCGUUAAAAUGGGGUGAUAUAUUUGAUCGACCUCGAUUCAAUCGUGUAUUCUCAGGAAUAAUUACAAAAGAUGUUAAAGAUUGGUGGUAG